Messenger RNA from Salvelinus namaycush (lake trout), 1530 nucleotides. RefSeq names its product rab effector MyRIP-like. The coding region runs from base 488 to 1345 and encodes 285 amino acids. The record is from RefSeq and is a predicted model, not a curated record. Gene Ontology annotation, molecular function: GTP binding. Lineage: Eukaryota; Metazoa; Chordata; Actinopteri; Salmoniformes; Salmonidae. The transcript has 2 exons.
GUUGACCAGUUCUCUAUGUUGUGUUACAGUGGGAGGAGAGACCUCAGAUACAGACCCCACACUUCCACUGAGGAGGAGAAACAGCAUGGAGUUACUUCCUCCAGAUAUGGGAGGAGAGAGCAGCAGUCCAGACUCCCCAGUGUCUCCCAGUGUGUCUGAGCUGAGACUGGUGCUGCUGGGGAGGACUGGGGCUGGGAGGAGUGCAGCAGGAAACACCAUCCUGGGCAGAGAGGAGUUUGGGGCCCAGGCCAGCCCCUCUGCAGUGACCCAGAGGAGUAAGAGGAGAGAGGGGGACGUGUGUGGGAGACGGCUGGUGCUGGUGGACCCUCCAGACUGGUUCUGUCCUGGACUCUCUCUGGAGGAGAUGAGACAGGAUGUGGGGCUCUGUGUCCGUCUGUCUGCCCCGGGACCCCACGCCUUCCUCCUGGUCAUACCAGUGGAGCCCUCUAAGGGGGAGGAGAGAGGGGUGCUGGAGAGAAUAUAGGAGAUGUUUGGGGAGGGUUGUUGGGAACACACUGUGAUUCUAUUCACCCAUGAUGAUGUCCUGAAAGAGCAGAGCAUUGAGGAGUUUCUCCAAGCAGGAAGUCAGGACCUCCAGCAGCUUGUAGAGAAAAGUGGGAGCAGGUACCACGUCCUCAACAUUAAGGACAGGGCCCAUGGCACUCAGGUAUCAGAGCUGCUGGAGCAGGUAGAGGAGAUGGUGGCAGGAAACAGAGAGAGAUUCUACAGCAGUCAGACCUACCAGGAGGCAGAGACCCAGGUUAGAGAGAUGGAGGGAAAGAUCCAGAGAGAGAGAGGAGAGAGGAAACAGAGGGAGGAGAGAGAGGUGAGAGAGAGGCUUCAGAAGGAGUUCCAGGACUCUCUGAUAAAGAUAGAGGGAGUGAUCCAGGAACAUGAGGGAGAUAUCAGAACACUCAGUGAAAGAACCAGUGAACUGGAGAGACAGGUGAAAGAAGAGAGGGAUGCGGAGAAGAAACGAGAGCUGGAGAAGGAGCUGAAGAGGGAGUCUGAUAGGAGGGAGGAGAUGGAGAGAAAGCUGGAGAGAUUGAGAGAGAAGACAGAGAAUGAGAGGAGGGAGAUGGAGGAGAGACACAAACAGGAGAUAGAGGAGAUGAUGGAGAACUAUGAAGGAGAGGCCAGAGUUGAAGCAGAGAGAAACCUGAUGAAGAUAGUCCUACCUGAGUUACAGAGGAACAUCAUGAUCUCACAGACAAAGAUGCAGAGGGAGUUCAGCAGACAGAUGGAGGAGAAGGAUAGACAGAUGAAGGAGAAGGAUAGAGCGAUUGUGGAAAGGGAUGGAGAGAUAGAGGGACUGAUAGAUAGACUGUGGGAGAUGUGCAAGUGAGUUAUUGUAACUAGCCUGAAGAAGUGCUGGGAUACAUGGAGAGGUAGAAGAAGGGAGAGGAGGAAGACAGGGAGAACUGAUGGAGAUCUGAGGAAUGUCUGGGCAGAUGUAACCUAGUUCACCAUUUCACUGAAUUAGCCUGACAACGAGGUUAGAGAUGAGAUGACUUUUUCAUGGAGGGAUUG